AUUGAUGUAUGUACUCGUAUAAUUUCAGUUUUGAUAUGAAAAUGAAUAUGACGUUCAUGGUUCUGCUAAACUUUCUUCGCGUCAAUACUCAAAUGACAGGUCUCGUGGCAUCAUCAAAAAACUUCCUUUCAACAUCCAGCAACACGUCUUCGUCACAUAUACUUCGAAACAAACACCUCAAAGGAAGUAAAUUGAAAAACGCCACGAUUCUUUCACCAGCAAAAUCAAAAUCCACUCUCGUCCAUAAUCCAACCCUCGAAUCAGGGAAUUGGUCCAGCAUAGAGCUGUAUUCAUUCGACCAACACAUCAUCCUUUCAACAAUCUCAAAUUACAUCGAAAAAUGGCUCCUCGACGAAGCAGUGCCCAACAUCUCGCUAUCAACUAACAGCCAAAUUCGCAAUUCGGUAAAACCCAGCAAGGAAGAUCCGUCUGAACCGUUCAAACGAUCCAUACAAGUACCUGUACUCAGUGACGUAAGAUUUUUUCAAUCAUGGAGGGAAGAGGAGGAGGAAACAGGAACCGAGAAGAUAGAUAAUGGAAAUUUCACGCUUACAAACAGCACAUCUUCUGAGUCUGAUGAAUACGAUCUAUAUACGAGUACGAGUAUAUCGAAUAGCGUGAAUGGAGAUCGAUUAGACAGCAAGACGAGCAGGAGCACGACACAUGCGUCGCGAAUGAAAGCAAUCUUGGUCAAAGAUACCAGGUACAGGUCGUUGAUGAAAAAAUGGAUUACGAAUCGUCGUCACGGACGUGCUCGAGGCGAUUUUUCCCAAAUUCAUUCCAACUCUGGCGAUAAUUCUACUCGAUCAAACGUCUCUUACUCGACAAAUCCUCCUCCAAUCAGCAAUUCCACCUCAGACGAGGAACCCUGCAUACGUGAAAAUAAAACCAAUACAUCUUGUAACAACAACAACUCAUCGAGCACUGCGAAUGAUAAAUCAACCGGCGACGACGAUGAUCCAGAAGCCAGAUUUUACGAUCCAUUAAUGCCAUACCCCGAAGAAUACCCAGAAGAAUAUCAAACCAUACAAAACGGUCCCGCAUUGAUUAUCAGUCGAACGACGUAUACGAGGAUACCUAACGUAACCUAUACCACCAUAACUAUGGUCACAUUGCCUACUUACAGGCUGGUGGAAAAAGCAGAAAAUGCUUUCGCCGCUACCUUAUUCGAAGAAAGAUCGUCGAAAUCUUCGAAGUAUUUGCACUCGAACGCUGGUUGCGAUACCGAACAUCAUUCUUCGACUGAGACGGAUUUCUUACAACAUUCUAGACGAUAAAUUACACCCAGGAAUAUGUUACGACUUACGAGUGACAUCAGCGAUCGAUCGUGCGUUGAUUUAUUGGGCCAUUUAUUUUAAUAUACGUAUAAUUUACGAGUAAAUAAACGUAAAUAAAAUUGUG
Molecule: messenger RNA, 1401 nt
Organism: Planococcus citri (citrus mealybug)
Lineage: Eukaryota; Metazoa; Arthropoda; Insecta; Hemiptera; Pseudococcidae
Product: type-2 histone deacetylase 1-like
Exons: 2
Coding region: 9-1277 (422 amino acids)
Source: RefSeq, a predicted model, not a curated record